Molecule: messenger RNA, 1613 nt
Organism: Coffea eugenioides
Lineage: Eukaryota; Viridiplantae; Streptophyta; Magnoliopsida; Gentianales; Rubiaceae
Exons: 15
Coding region: 76-1296 (406 amino acids)
Source: RefSeq, a predicted model, not a curated record
UCUCUGUCUUCACCUACUUCUGCCGUCUGGGGCCUGUCGUUUCUGGUGGAUGCUUAUGAAGCUUUGCAUGCAAAGAUGAAGUCUUUCAGCUUUGUUUCACUCAUGCCAGAUCCAAAAGCUAGAUUGUAUUUAUGCAGCCUCUUUGUCACUGCUUCUUUGAUUUGUUGCGUAUACGUCAUUGGAACUGCAUUCCUUGCAAAGGAUGACAUAAUAUUUUCUGGAUUCGGAAUGAAUGACACACAGCAUGAUGCACAGGUUGACAAAUGCAAGGAAAAGUGUCGGCCACUUGGUAGUGAGGCAUUGCCAGAAGGAAUUGUAUCUAGAACUUCUAACUUGGAAAUGCGCCCUUUAUGGGGGAAAAUUAACGAAAAGAGAAAGGUUAAACAUUCAGUAAAUUUGUUGGCUAUACCAGUUGGAAUUAAGCAGAAAGAAUUGGUGAACCAAAUGGUUGAGAAGUUUCUGGGAAACAACUUUGUUGUCAUGCUUUUUCAUUAUGAUGGUAUUGUGGAUGAGUGGAAUGAUUUGGACUGGAGUGGUCGGGUCAUACAUGUCGCUGCCACUAAUCAAACAAAAUGGUGGUUUGCAAAACGUUUCCUACAUCCAGAUAUAGUUUCCGAGUAUGAUUACAUCUUUUUGUGGGAUGAAGACCUUGGAGUUGAAAAUUUUCAUCCAGGAAGGUACUUGUCGAUUGUUAAAGAAGAAGAUCUUGAAAUUUCGCAGCCUGCAUUGGAUGCUGCUAAAUCAAAGGUUCAUCACCAAAUCACUGCACGCAGGAGGAAAUCGAGAGUGCACAGGAGGUUCUUUAAGUUCAAAGGUGGAGGAAGGUGUUUUAGCAACAGCACAGCUCCUCCUUGUGUUGGUUGGGUGGAGAUGAUGGCUCCUGUAUUCUCUAGAGCAGCCUGGCGUUGUGCCUGGUACAUGAUUCAGAAUGACUUGAUCCAUGGAUGGGGCCUGGAUAUGCAGCUUGGUUAUUGUGCGCAGGGUGAUAGGACAAGGAAAGUUGGUGUGGUCGACUCAGAGUAUAUAGUUCACAUGGGUCUUCCUACACUAGGUGGUGUUUUAGGUGGACACAAGCUGACUGAUGAAUCUCCUGAAUCUUCCACACAAACAGAGAAUUUAGCAGACUCGGAUACUUUGGCAACUUCUGUACUCAAUGAGUUUGACAACAGAUCUGCUGUCAGAAGACAAUCCUACAUUGAGAUGAGAAUUUUUAGGAGGAGAUGGAAUAAAGCUGUCAAGGCAGAUCAAUGUUGGGUUGAUCCGUAUAAUAAUCAAGUACAGCAGACAGUUCAUUAGAGCACAGUUCCAUCCUAAAGACUUCAGGACAAACAUGGCUGAUUUUUGUACAGAAACAUACACAUCUCUGGAAACACCGUAAAGAAAAUUUUUUCCUAUACCAUGCAAAGCUGCAUAAUCCUUGAAGAGCUUGGUUCCCAGGUGGUGAUGAUACUGGAUACUGAAACUUUACCGACUGAGCCAGGGAAGAAGCAGCCUUUAACAUUUCUUCUUUGUAAUUGUACAUUUUUUUGAUGUCACAAAUAUGCUAGUUUUGAUUGUAUAGGAUUUACUAUUCCUUAUACAGAUCAAAAAUAGAUGUUUUUUUUUUCCCUAAA